AUGCGAACAGUUGACGGUGCCGGGGUGUCGUGCAAGCUUUUUCUACUCUACAGCAACGUGUAUUUCCUACGAGCAAAGACUUGAUUUAGUUUGUUUGAAAUGGGUCGUCGCAAGUCUAAAAGAAAGCCCCCUACUAAGAAGAAGAUGAGCGAUUUGGACUCUCAGUUCACCUGUCCGUUCUGCAACCACGAGAAGUCAUGUGAUGUCAAAAUGGAGAGAACCAGAAAUACUGGAAUAAUAUCAUGCACAGUCUGCUUGGAGGAGUUCCAGACGCCCAUUACCUAUCUAUCGGAAGCAGUUGAUGUGUACAGUGAUUGGAUAGAUGCCUGUGAAUCAGCCAAUCAGUAGCCUUUGUGGAGUAGGAUGUGAUUCAGGGAGGGGAUGAGGAUGUGCCUGAUGAUCCUGGGCCCAUUAGGAUCAGGCUGGUCAGAGGACAUUUAUACAACUUUUUAUUUAAAAGCUUUUAUAUGGUUACUUAAGAUUAAAGUUCUGUGAACCAAAGUUUCACUUAUGUGGUAUUCAGCUCAAAGAGGCUCUGAAGCUCUCCUUUGUCUCAUGACUUCUCUUUCUUUGUUAUGUUUCAGCCUGCAACUCCAGUGUUGACUAUUGAGAUUUAUACAAAAAUAGUGAUCUAACCUGAAUAAUCUUCAAACUUUGAGAGAGAUUUUCUAUUUUCAAUAUUAGUUAUUUUUAAAUGUAUUUGUGUAGUCUUUCUGUUUAGGUUUGUAAUGGCUAGAUGUUGUUAGGUUCAAUAAAUAUCAUUUUUACAAGAAGCCUGUGUUGUCAGAAAACAGGCUAUUGGCAUUUUUAUGUAAAAAUCAAUAAAAAGUUAAAUAUUUUUGGUCAGCAUUAUGAGAAAAAUAUGUGAAUAUACAGUAUGGACCUUCUGUAUUAUACACUGAGAUGAGUUGCAAGGCCUAAAUGAGGAAAGGAACCCUCCAGAUUUUCAAAGUUAAGGUGUGAGUGACCUUCUUCUUUUGAUGAAUGUAAACACAGUUCAUGAGUGAUGCCACGAGUUGUUUCCACAGCUAUCCUCAUAAAGACCGUUGUGUCACAACAUGUCAUUCCACUGGAGAGAGGAAUGGAAAUGUGUAAGAUUUAUGCUUAACUGCUAAAUUCACAGGUUCUGAAUUUUUCUUAGGAAAUUCUGUUUUCAGUUAAUUUUAUGUUUUUGGCUUAAAUGUUAACAUUUUUUUAAAUGAGUACAAAUGAAAUCCUCAAAUCAAGUGUUAGUAUUCAGUGUUUAUUUUACCAUGCAUUAGCCUCCAGUGUUGAAUAGCAUAGAGAAAUGUGUAUUUUUUUCUUUUAAUGUUUUGAAUUGGAUAAUUGUGAUCAUGGAAAUAAAGGAGUAAUAAGACUUGA
Notothenia coriiceps (black rockcod) is the source of this 1362-nucleotide messenger RNA. It is a transcript of the gene elof1, whose product is annotated as elongation factor 1. Gene Ontology annotation, cellular component: transcription elongation factor complex. NCBI's taxonomy places the organism in Eukaryota, Metazoa, Chordata, Actinopteri, Perciformes, Nototheniidae. Gene Ontology annotation, molecular function: RNA polymerase II complex binding. Gene Ontology annotation, biological process: transcription elongation by RNA polymerase II. The record is from RefSeq and is a predicted model, not a curated record. The transcript is spliced from 4 exons. The coding region runs from base 100 to 348 and encodes 82 amino acids.